CCGCCUGCCGCGCAGCCAUUGGUUGGCGUGGGUGGGGGCGUGGCCGCGGCGGCCUGGAAGGACAGCGUGGCGGUGGCGGAAAUGGAUCCUGAAGCACUUAAGAAAUACUCAGCGUUACAUCCUAAACCUGCUGGAGUCACUCUUCAGUAUGGCACUGCUGGCUUUCGCACCAAGGCCGAACAGCUUGAUCAUGUCAUGUUCCGCAUGGGCUUGCUGGCAGUUCUCAGGUCCAAAGCCACAGUAUCUACUAUUGGUGUCAUGGUUACAGCAUCUCAUAAUCCUGAAGAAGAUAAUGGUGUAAAGCUGGUUGAUCCUCUUGGUGAAAUGCUGCACCCUUCCUGGGAAGAAUAUGCCACCCAGCUAGUAAAUGCAGAGGAGCAAGAAUUACAGAAAACACUAACUGAGAUCUGCCAAAAAGCAGCACUGAACCAGCAUAAAGAUGCUUCAGUUUUUAUUGGUAGAGACACCAGGCCAAGCAGCGAGAAACUUUCCCAGUCAGUAAUAGAUGGUAUCUCUGUUCUAGGUGGUCAGUACCACGAUUAUGGUCUGGUGACAACGCCACAGCUACAUUACUUGGUCUGCUGUCAAAACACUCAAGGACAGUAUGGGAAAGCAACGCUGGAAGGUUACUAUGAAAAAUUAUCCAAAGCUUUUACAGAACUGAUAAAACAGUCUCCCAGCUCUGGAGAGAGUCAGAGGCACUUGAAGAUUGACUGUGCCAAUGGAAUAGGAGCCCUGAAACUAACCGAAAUGGAGCCCUACUUUCCAAAAGAGGUGGUAGUUCACCUAUAUAAUGAUGGAACCAAGGAGAAGCUCAAUCACUUAUGUGGUGCAGAUUUUGUGAAAGUUCACCAGAAGCCACCUAGGGGGUUAGACAUGAAGCCCAAUGAGAGAUGCUGCUCAUUUGAUGGCGAUGCAGAUAGAAUUGUGUAUUACUAUAAGGAUGCAACUGGCCAUUUUCACCUAAUCGAUGGAGAUAAAAUAGCAACUUUAAUUAGUAUUUUCCUUAAAGAACUUCUUGCCAAGACAGGACAGACCUUACAGAUGGCAGUGGUACAAACAGCGUAUGCCAAUGGGAGUUCAACACGCUACCUUGAGGAAACACUGAAAGUACCUGUGCACUGUGUCAAAACAGGAGUGAAACACUUGCAUCACAAGGCCCAGGAGUUUGAUGUUGGUGUUUAUUUUGAGGCAAACGGACAUGGUACGGUAUUGUUUAGUAAAGCUGCUGAAACUACGAUAAGACAACUGGCAAAAGAGGAGAAAGAUGAUGAAAGAAGAGAAGCAGCAAAGGUGCUUGAAAACAUGAUUGACCUGAUUAAUCAGACAGUAGGGGAUGCCAUCUCAGACAUGUUGGUUAUUGAAGCAAUUCUGGCUUUGAAAGGUCUGACUGUGCAACAGUGGGAUGCCCUCUACACUGACCUUCCCAAUCGGCUGCUCAAAGUUCAGGUUGCAGACAGGCGAGUCAUUGACACAACGGAUGCAGAAAGGCGUGCAGUUACACCUUCCGGGCUACAAGAGAAAAUUGAUGCACUUGUAAAGAAGUACAAAUUGUCACGAGCAUUUGUCCGUCCAUCAGGAACAGAAGAUGUAGUUAGAAUAUACGCUGAAGCAGAUACACAGGAGAACGCAGACGCCCUCGCCCAUGAAGUGAGCCUGGCUGUUUACCACCUUGCUGGAGGAAGAGGAGCACCACCCCAGCCCAUAUGAUGAACGAUGUAACUGCAGUUAGAGUUCAUAACUUGACUUAUUUUUCUA
Cuculus canorus (common cuckoo) is the source of this 1758-nucleotide messenger RNA. RefSeq names its product phosphoglucomutase 3 (gene PGM3). The record is from RefSeq and is a predicted model, not a curated record. Gene Ontology annotation, biological process: carbohydrate metabolic process; hemopoiesis; UDP-N-acetylglucosamine biosynthetic process. Gene Ontology annotation, molecular function: phosphoacetylglucosamine mutase activity; magnesium ion binding. NCBI's taxonomy places the organism in Eukaryota, Metazoa, Chordata, Aves, Cuculiformes, Cuculidae. Bases 82 to 1710 code for a protein of 542 amino acids. The transcript is spliced from 13 exons.